Camponotus floridanus (Florida carpenter ant) is the source of this 3389-nucleotide messenger RNA. Its product is annotated as TWiK family of potassium channels protein 7. NCBI's taxonomy places the organism in Eukaryota, Metazoa, Arthropoda, Insecta, Hymenoptera, Formicidae. Gene Ontology annotation, molecular function: potassium ion leak channel activity. Bases 1519 to 2928 code for a protein of 469 amino acids. Gene Ontology annotation, cellular component: membrane. The record is from RefSeq and is a predicted model, not a curated record. The transcript is spliced from 9 exons. Gene Ontology annotation, biological process: stabilization of membrane potential; potassium ion transmembrane transport.
UAAGUACUCGAAAUUGACACGUAAUCCUUGUGUGCUAUUAAUGACAAAUUUUGUGCGAGGAUGAACAUUACGGUAUAAAAUGUUAUGACUGAACUAUAGUGAUAUGUGAAAAUGAACGUGUGACAAGUUUCGUCAACGAGAAAGACAGCGUGCUAGUGACAUCGUGUCAGUGUAGAGUGCAUAGAGCUAUUCUACAUCCUACUUCAUUUCUAGAAUUGUUAAUUUGAAAACGUGUCAUCUUUUCAGAUCUCAAGAUAAUUUCGAGACAGUGUACGCUGUUAAUAAAACUAUAUAUCAAGUGUAUCCAUAAUUCCUGUGACUUCGUUUGCGGACUUUGAGAAUUGGGGAAGGACGAAUAUUAACGCUGCAUCUGUUCAUGAGAUGGGGGCGAACUGACUCGUGAAAGCAGAGCAUGAAUUCUCCCUACGAACCUUGUAAGGGAACCCAGUGAAGCACGGAAGAAACGACGUUCAAGAAAGACCCGGAAGACAACGCGCGAUUUAUUUACAUGCAGCAAACACAGACUCUCACACUCAUGAUACACGCGAGUAAAUUACUGGUCUGACUUAUUCGCGAAACGUGCGAAAAAUCUGAGUCUUUAUAAAGACAACACGAGAAAUUUACCGAAGAUGAGGGGAUAAAAUAAGGAAAGAACUCUGAAACAUUCAGCGCUACCAUCACGGACGUGCAUCGGGCUUACUUAUUACGGAAAUCCAGUUUGUUGGAAUGAGGCUUUGAAGUUUCUAUCGUUUCCAUCCCUUUUCCCGUUACCAUUCAUUUUUUCUCUUUUUUUUGUGUCUGGAGCCGAAGAAAAGAUGGGAAAGCGGAAAACUGGGUGGCUUCAUCUUCAGAUGCCAGAACGAUCGCGCCACGAAAAAAUGACGGGAGUGUGCACGCCACGUAUGAUCGAACGUCCCUCUGCCGGCGGAAGAUCCCUCCAGGAUAUUAUCCAGUCGAGCGAUUUCGACUGUGCGUCGUAAUAAGGAAUCGACAGUGACGAAAAUCAAAGUGACAUUUCGUCGAAUGAAGCCGACAAAUUUGAUUGACGCGGGAAGAAAUGCGGAAUCCGUCCCCCUCUAGAUUAUAACUGGCGUCAAACUGCAGUCAUGCAUCCGUGGCGAUUGAGUUUACGGGAUUCGAGGACGCGUGUACGAAAAAAAACCUUAUCGCAAAAUUUUAUUUUUUUUCUACGCUGUCGCACGUCGAGCAUGCUAAUCCGAGGUAUUUCGAUGGGUGAACGUAGUGAACGAGUAUAGUGGACAAAGUUCAGCGAUCGCGAAUCGGAAAACAUUCGACAACAAAGUGUAAAACUCACUGGCAUGUCACGCGAGUCGCGUAAUGCAUGCGAGAUUGUCGCCGAAGGGUUAGAAAUAUUUCUCGUUCUCUCUAAAAACUGUUAAACUCUACCGCGAAAUAAGAGACAGACGGCAAAUGCGUGCAUACGUCGACGUAUCCGGCGACGAAGCUGACGGCGGCAGGUCCCGGUGACUUCCCGAUAGAUAGAAAAAGGAGAAGAGGAUGGAGAAGGACAGGCAUUACAGAGCUUACGAGGGCUUCAAGCCGGCAAACAACGGCAAUACCUCGUCUCUAAAGAGAUCGACGUCGGAACGCUUGAAGACCCAACAGUCUCGUCAAGUAAGAUGCCUGUGCUUCGGUGGUGUGCCAGACAAGGCUAGCCAACACUCUUUCCUAAAGGGUUUUAUCAUAAAUCUCGGGAUAUGCGCCCUUCUGGUGGCCUAUACUCUCCUGGGCAGCUUCAUCUUCCUGGCUAUCGAGGGCGGGGCCGACGUUGGGCUGCAGCAGAGGACUCUCGUCACGACGAUAGUCGGAAAUCAACAUACCAGGAGGAACACCAGCGCUUUGUUGAAACUUAAUCACGAGGCCCGAGCGAAGACUGUAGAGAACAUAUGGCUGAUCACAGAGCAUCUGAACAUUCUCUACCGUGAGAACUGGACGAGACUGGCUGAUCAGGAGAUCGCGCGGUUUCAGGACCAACUGGUGAAAAGGAUCACGGAGGACAUGAUGGCGAGCCAGAAUGCCGGGACUUAUACCGGGAGUUCCACCAGCGAGACCGUAACGGAGCGCCGUGUGGAAUACGAAUGGAACUUUGCAAAGGCGUUCCUCUAUUCUCUGACAGUGCUCACCACCAUCGGAUGCGGAAGUAUCGCACCAAAGUCCACUUGGGGCAAAGUCGCUACCAUGGGUUAUGCUAGCCUCGGGAUACCUUUGACUUUGGUGUACUUGUCUAGCGCAGGAGGUCUCUUGUCCAGAUGCGCCAGAGGUGUUUUCACACGAGCCCUUUGCUGCUGUCUUUGCUCGAAUUGUGGCUAUUGUUGCUACGACGAGAGGCGGAUGCAGGAGAAGGAGCGACGAAUGAGAAAGAAGCGACAGCAAGAGGAGCUGGCGCAGCAACAGCAGCAGCAAUUGCAACUGCAGGAGCCCUUUUACGUUCGCGCGAAUGCAUCGACGUUCACAAGUACCGUGGAAAUUAAGGCCAGUCCGAAGGAUGAAGUAUCGAGCCUCGGCUCAGGUGACAGACCCAAUGUCACUAUACUCGCGCCAAUCAGUAUCUGCCUUGGCGCAAUGUUGUGUUACAUCAUUGCCGGAGCGUUCACUCUGCACAAAUUGGACGGUUGGUCAUUUAUAGACGCGAGCUAUUUCUGCUUCAUGAGCCUGAGCACCAUCGGCUUCGGCGACAUGGUACCCGGUUCUUAUCCUCGUCACACCCUCGCCGACUCGAGAAACGUGACCGUAUGGUUCUGCUCGUGCUACAUAAUGUCAGGUAUGGCACUGACAGCGAUGUGCUUCAACAUUCUCCACGACGAGAUCGUCCAUCGACUGAGCCACCAGCCAGACAAGUCGGAGCCAGUGAAACCAAGCUCAUCUGUGGACGAACUAUCGACGGACCCGUUUGCGCUGACCUCGUGACAAUUUCCGUCAGGCAAUCUGUGCCAUAGGAACGGCACCGACGAGAACAAUAUGUGUGGCACGGAACCACCCACCAAUAUAUUCGCUCAGGAGAAUGAGAUCAACAUUCUGAAAGACACCUUCAAUCAAGUGGACGUUACCAGAGACUGCAAGCCGAUCCUGAAACUCGAGGAUCAUGUUCCACCGAUUUCUGCUGUUUAUAUGUUGCCCAAAGUCGACGAGGAGGCUGAGGAAAAUACGGAAAUGUGAAAACUUGGGCGGAUUUCCGGAAACAGUACGACAGUUCAAUUAACUAAAGAUUACUGAAGACGGCAUUUAUACGGAUCGUAACCAGAUGAAUAGGUAUAUGUAAUAUGUUGUAUAUGCUAAAUCGUAUUGUCAAAUUGUGACGGAAGGGCGUUUUUAUUGAAUCUAUUAUUGAUGUUGAAUUUAUUGAUGAAAUAUCAAGAAAGUAACAAUGU